Sesamum indicum (sesame) is the source of this 2775-nucleotide messenger RNA. Its product is annotated as putative WRKY transcription factor 2. The record is from RefSeq and is a predicted model, not a curated record. Lineage: Eukaryota; Viridiplantae; Streptophyta; Magnoliopsida; Lamiales; Pedaliaceae. Gene Ontology annotation, biological process: regulation of DNA-templated transcription. Gene Ontology annotation, molecular function: sequence-specific DNA binding; DNA-binding transcription factor activity.
UCGUCACUGUAUUUUUCUUUCCUAAAAGGUCCCAAGAAAACAUAAUUCCCAAACAAGCCCAUUUUUCCCAUUAUUGAUUUGGAUUUUCAAAUAAAAAUCUUUCAUUUUUUUGCUUAAUUUCAUCAGCGCAUGCAAUUCUUGCCAACUGCUGAGCUGAUUUCAAGAGAGUGAGAGAGAGAGAGAGAAACAAGAAAGUAGAGAGAUUUUAUUUCUGUUUUGCUCAUUUCUUCCAAGGAAGAAAGAAGUCUUUUUCUUUCUAAUUGUUUUUGGGUUUGUCACUGGAUGGGGAAAGAAUCCCAUUAAGCGGAAAAACAAUCUGACUGAAUCUUGAUUGCUCUAUGUUUUCCUCAGGUUUUUCGUCUUUGUAUCCAGCUUCUUGAUUUUGAUUAUUUUGAAGUGGGAAAAGUAGGUUAAAAAUUCAUGGGUGGGUUUGAUGAUCAUGUUGCUAUUAUGGGAGAUUGGAUGCCUCCGAGCCCAAGUCCAAGAGCCUUUUUCACAUCAAUGAUCGCCGAUGAUGUUGUGGCACGGGCAAUUGCAGACUCUAGUGUUGAAAAUGAAGGUCGCCCUCCUUUUCUGGGUCCUGAAGGACACAGUGCAUCUGGAAGUGCCGAUCGAAAUGAUCUGAGGCAAGCUAGCACAGUAGGUGAUGAAGCAAGCAACUCAAAUUCACUCAACGGACCAAAGCUGAGCUCCCGAGGAGGCCUUAUGGAGAGGAUAGCAGCCAGAGCUGGUUUCAAUGCUCCGAGAUUGAAUACAGAAAGCAUUAAACCAGCUGACCUUUCUAAGAACCAAGAAGUUCGGUCUCCUUAUCUGACAAUUCCUCCCGGUCUUAGCCCAGCAACUCUGCUAGAAUCUCCCGUUUUCCUCUCUAAUUCACUGGUUCUGCCAUCUCCUACAACUGGAAAAUUUUCUUUUGCCCCGAGUGGAAACAAUCAGAACUCUAUGUUGAUGUCAGAUGAUCCUGACAAGGGCAAGGAGAAUACUUCUGGGGAUACCUCAUCAUUUGCAUUCAAACCUAUUCCUGAAUCCGGAACAAUCCCAUAUUUUAGUGCAGCUAACAAAGCAUAUGAUUCUGGUUUUGCUCCUCAGUCUUUUCCGGGUGUUGGGGUUUCUGCUCGUUCAGAUACCUCGUUUCUGCAUCGAAGUGCAGAACCUCCAGAGAUCCAAACCUUCUCUAAACCACAUGCGGAAAAAAAGGCAGGCAGCAAUCUCUCGUCGGAGCAGACUUACCAUUCUGUUGGUUUUGCAGAGAACUCCCCACCUCUUGAUGAGCCACAUGGGGAUGAUGGAGAUCAAAGGAGCAGUGGAGAUAAUAUUGGUGGCAGCCAAGCCGAGGAUGGUUAUAAUUGGAGAAAAUACGGGCAGAAACAAGUAAAAGGAAGCGAGUAUCCUAGGAGUUAUUACAAGUGCACGCAUCCAAAUUGUGCAGUCAAGAAAAAAGUGGAACGGUCUCAUGAAGGUCAUAUCACUGAGAUAAUUCACAAGGGAGCCCACAACCACCCAAAACCUCCCCCCAAUCGCAGAUCAGCCUUUGGGUCCUCAAGUGCACUGAGUGACAUCCAGCUUGAGUCUGAACAACCCGGGACAGAUGCAAAUGGUGAUCUCGUCUGGUCAACUGUACAAAACGGGAAUGCUCCAGGAGCCCCAGAUUGGAGGCAAGACAAUCUUGAAGCAACAUCCUCGGCAGAAUUGGUCCAAGAAUACAGCAAUGGAGCUACUUUCCAGGCUCAAAAUGGUGCCCAAUACGAGUCAGGUGAUGCUGUGGAUGGUUCUUCUCCUUUCUCAAAUGAUGAGGAAGAUGAUGAUCAGGCAACACAUGCGAGUGUAUCAUUAGGUUAUGAUGUCGAAGGAGAUGAAUCAGAAUCAAAGAGAAGGAGAAUUGAAACUUAUGCUUCGGAAAUGAGUGGGGCUACCAGAGCCAUAAGGGAGCCAAGAGUUGUGGUCCAAACGACCAGCGAGGUGGACAUCCUCGAUGAUGGGUAUCGUUGGCGCAAGUACGGGCAGAAAGUUGUGAAAGGAAAUCCAAAUCCAAGGAGUUACUACAAGUGCACAAGUGCCGGUUGCAACGUCCGGAAGCACGUUGAGAGGGCAUCUCACGACCUGAAGUCCGUGAUAACUACAUAUGAGGGUAAGCACAAUCACGAUGUCCCUGCAGCCCGUAACAGCAGCCACGUUAAUUCCGGGGGGUCAAACACACUUCCUGCACAACAAGCUCAUGGAGCUGCUGUUUCAAGUCAAGUACACCGACCCGAGCCUUCUCAAAUUCACGGCAGUGCAGCCCAGUUCGAGAGACCUGGGCUGGGCUCAUUCAGUCUCCCAGGUAGGCCGCAGCUCGGAUUGGGCCCUGGCUUUGGGUUUGGGAUGAACCAAGCAGGGCUAGCUAGCCUGGGACUGGCUAGGUUGGGCUGUAAUCAAAGCAAGUUACCAGUAUUGCCAGUUCAUCCAUAUCUAGGACACCAACCUCGACCGAUGAGUGGCAUGGGUUUAAUGCAGCCAAAAGCAGAACCCAAAUUGGAGCCUCUCACAGAUUCUGUAUUGAACUCGUCCCACAGGUCCUCAGUUUAUCAGCAGCUCAUCAGUCGAUUGCCGCUUGGACCACAAAUGUAAAUUUUUGGAAUUUUUGUCCUUAAGAAAGUUGACGUACUAAAUUUUAUACUCUCAGUUAUUGGUAUUUUCAUUCGCUCUUUAUUGCAUUGACAGAGAAAUAUCUGUCCAUUGAAAUUUAGAUUCUUUAUUAGAUUUAAGUUUGAGCAAUAUUCAAAAUGAAUAAUUACA